UGCUGUCCUGAGUGGUUGUUUUUUACUUUUUGUUGUAUUUUGCUGUAUUUUCUUUUUAUGUGGGUUAUUGUUUCCUUGAUCUGAUUUAGAUUGAUCUUGUAGAGAAAACUUUUUUGGCCAAUGUUCAUCCUUCAACGGCUCCAACUAGUUUAUUGCAUUACCUUUCCAGCAACCUCCUCUUUACUGUGAUUGUUAUCUUUACCGCUUAAGACUCUUUAUAGAGUCCUAUUGCGGCUAUUGCCACUUAUUACAGCCGUGUGCGGCCCUUGGAACUUGGAAAGGCACGUGAGAUAGUCAUAGCCUAGACCGUUGGUUACUUUUACAGCAGAUUUGCUCUACUUCUCAAAACGACGACGACGUCUUAGUUCGGUGACCUGAGAGCGAACGAGACAGUUUCGGCCUUUAUUCCCCCUCUAAUUCAAUUUCGGCUUUCAGAGCGAGUGAGCUGAGAAGAAGCACUUUCAGAAAUGGCGGUUCUUCUAAUUCAAUUUCUAUGUCUAAUUUCGGCCUUAUUUCCCUCUCUCUUCUUCGCUCUCUCGGAGACCACAUGUUCAGCUCCGCUUCAUAACGACCGCUUGAUUUGCGAAUUGCGCCAACUCAAGCACAAGAUCUCUCAAUUAGAAUCAGUUCUUGAAGAAAGCACGAAAAGCCUAAAUCAGAAAAGCCUUUACCUCCAAGAGCGUGAGGAGGCAAUUGAGGCUAUGUCACGUAAGAUCCACCAUCUGCAGUCUACUAUAGAUGGUCUAAAGGGUGAAUCAUCACGGGCUGAUGAAAGGCUUAGUGCUCUAGAGGAAGAGGUACAACGUCUUUGGGCCGCAUCAAGAAAGAACAACUUUGAUAUUCAUAACUUAGAAUAUAAAGCUCAGGAUGCCGAGGACAGGCUGGAAAGGGUUACCUCACAAGUUGAAAAUAUGGCUGACAUCGUCACGGAGCAUUGGAUUCAAAUUCAGCGGCUUGAGCAGGCUCUUCAAAUUACUAAAAUGAGGGUUCAAAGACAAGUAGACUCUACAAGAUGCACGUUGUUGAAGUUCAGCAACAACCUAUUUGGCGAUCAUCGUCAAAAGCUGUUUGGGGUGGUUGAACCUUACUUAUUUGGAAAAGGGCCUACCUUGAAUUCCUACAUCUCUCAAGCUCUGCAUCAGUUGAACAGAGUAUUCAUGGCAGCUAAAAAGUAUCACCAUCAGUUGCAAGGUCUCAUCAAACAAGAAAUGGAAAAAAAUGAAUUCACUGCAGCUCUUGCCCACAGUGAAUUGGUUUUCAUUUUGGCUUCUGCCCUAAUUACUUUCCCAAUAAUGGGUGCUUGGGUUUUUCUCUCAUCACAGUUUAGCUAGCUGGAAAACUCCUUUCCUUGAAAAGGUGAAUGUUGGUAUCCCUGAUUUACUUACUACCCCUCUUGGAGAAUAUCUUAUUUCUGUUUCAACGAUUGCCGACACGUUGAUCAGGAUCAAUUUUGUACCCGUCUUGAUCUGGAUUGUGGCUGCUAUACAACUUCGGUCGAAUUCUAGAUUUUUGAUUGUAUAAUAGUAUCAAAGAUAUUCAAUGAACCUCGCUCCUUUUGAGCUUCAUACACAUGUAUAGUGCACUUUCGCAAGAAUGGAUAUAGAGAGUCAUAUGCCAUUGCCUACUC
This is a messenger RNA of Corylus avellana, 1627 nucleotides long. Its product is annotated as myosin heavy chain-like protein. Lineage: Eukaryota; Viridiplantae; Streptophyta; Magnoliopsida; Fagales; Betulaceae. The record is from RefSeq and is a predicted model, not a curated record.